Rhododendron vialii is the source of this 943-nucleotide messenger RNA. RefSeq lists its product as uncharacterized. Bases 475 to 846 code for a protein of 123 amino acids. The record is from RefSeq and is a predicted model, not a curated record. NCBI's taxonomy places the organism in Eukaryota, Viridiplantae, Streptophyta, Magnoliopsida, Ericales, Ericaceae. The transcript is spliced from 4 exons.
CUCUCUCUCUCUCUCUCUCUCUCUCUGUAUGUGUAUUUGGUCGUAACGCGAUUUGGAGCAGACACAUGCACAGAGUAUGGUUUAUCUCAAGUUUUGGGUUCGAUCUCUCUUAACCUGAAGCUCUUCUGUUGCCGCCGUUGCUAGAGUUGUUUGACAGCAUGAAGUAUGGAGUUUUUAGCGAAAAUCCAAAAGUACUGAAUGUUGAUUCAUUUGUGGUUUACACAAGUCCUCGAAGCCGGUGUGUGUCAGUAAACUAAACAGGUAAAAGAUCUAAAGCAAAACCCCAAAUUGGUUGUUCGAAUAAGAGGAUAAUAUGGAUCUGAAGUUGACAUCCAACUAUAGUCUGAGAAAACUGUUGGUAUGAUAGUUUGACACUUUGAUUACCUGUGCAAUUUUGUACUUGAAAAUCAGUGCAUAUUGUGGAUAUUUGGGCUUUGUGGCUGUGUGAUCCUAAUAUGCUAUUGUGGAUGCUAUAUGCAAUUGCGAUCAAUGCUUAUUUCUGGAAGUUGCGCUGUCUUUUCGCUACGAUUUGAGUCUGGAAAAGAUGUAUCCGACUUUGUUAAGGAUAUUACCAGCUGGUUUUCAGCACAAAAAGAGAACUUGGAGAUUUAUUUAUACCAUUCCAGUGAUCCAGUGAUUUCUCAACAAUCGAUGGUGAUCAUUUGGUGGAUGAAGAUACAAUGUAGUAAGAGAUAUGAGAUGGAACAAUGUUUUGGAGGGACAAAGCUGCCUUUUGUCUUAUGUUUUGGUACUACUAGAUGGAAGAAUGAUGUCUUUAGUUUUUGGUAUAUGACAGUACACAUUAUAUAUAGUCCAUGGAUUGUGGUUCUUGCCUUGGAUACUUGAAGUUAUGUUGGGUAUUGAAGAAGAUUAAGGUUAAGAUACCGUGUUUUGACUUAUGUUAACUGGUUUAAGUUAAUGUUAUUCUAUUGCCUUUGAGUUU